This is a messenger RNA of Gavia stellata (red-throated loon), 1492 nucleotides long. It is a transcript of the gene MRPL33, whose product is annotated as mitochondrial ribosomal protein L33. Gene Ontology annotation, molecular function: structural constituent of ribosome. Lineage: Eukaryota; Metazoa; Chordata; Aves; Gaviiformes; Gaviidae. The record is from RefSeq and is a predicted model, not a curated record. The transcript has 4 exons. Gene Ontology annotation, biological process: translation. Gene Ontology annotation, cellular component: ribosome; mitochondrion. The coding region runs from base 26 to 223 and encodes 65 amino acids.
GGGUGGCUCUGCGGGGACCGGCGUUAUGUUUCUAACGGUGGCGGCUUUGGCCAAGAGCAAAUCUAAAUACAUUCUGGUGAGGAUGAAAAGUGCAGCCGAGACGGGCUACUGUUUCAACAUCAGGAGACUCCGACUGCAGGAAAAACUGGUCCUGCUGAGAUACGAUCCCAUUGCAAAAAAACGUGUCCUCUUCACAGAGAAGAGAAAAAUCCGCUCUAUCUGAACAAUGACUGGACUUGAUUUAUGCAUGAGGAGAGGAUGGUUUGGGGGGAGGACGAGGUGAACGCUGAUUCAGAAAUCCAGCAACAUGGGCUGAAAAGAGAGGAAAUGAACUGGGAUCACCGUCUCCUGUGAUUUGAAGGCCAUUGUGAAUAAAACAAUGUAGAGGGAGAAAAUUCUUAAUGUCUGGACAUAGAUCAUCACAGUAACAUUUAUUUAUCUUUUGAGUUAUUUUUGCAGUACUCAAUUAAAAAAAAUUAAAUAGAAAAUCCCAUUGUCUGUGUUUUCCAUUGUGAAAGAGGCUGUAAUCUUCAAAGGAACUAUUGUUUUAUAAGGCAAUAAAAAUUAACAUUUUCCACAGCAGGAAUUCAAUGGCAGGAUUGCAAGUUUUUCUAACCUACCAGCCACAGAUUCAACAGUAGUGACCACAAAUUGGUGUCAUUCCUUGGAGGGGUAGUGUCGCAGCGGCUCCUUCCUAGGACAGGAAGAAGCAAUGGGAACCUGGUGAAAUAAGAUGAGCUUUUGGAUAAGCUAUGACCACGGCUAAAAGGGCUAUAUUUUUUUUUAAGUCAGGUAAGUAGGAUGGAUUUUUCACUCCUGGAUUUUUGUGAAGCAUGAAGAAAGCAGAUAGCCAAAGCAGUUCUCUGGCUGUUUGAAGUUUUUCUUAGUUAAUUAGCCCACCUAUGUUUAGAGCAAUAUGGCUAGAAACAUUUUUCAGAGUCUACCUCAGCAGCACUCUUGUCCUCUUUCCAGUUUGAGGGGCCUUCCACAGUCUGGCAGAACCGCAGAGCGCAGUGCUGCAGCCCACAUCUGAAGCAUGCAGGAACAGAUGGGCCAGGGCUCGAUGUACGGUGCUUUGUUACAAGCUAAACGCUGGCCUUGGUGUUUGCAGCCAAGGACUGAAGUUGCAGUCUCAAAGCUAAUGCUCUGCUUCACAUGCUGGCAUCGCACAUCAGAAGUUCUGAUAAAAUCAAGUAAAAGUAUUACUAGGAGCCCACUACCCUCCAGACAUUUUGCUAUAAACUUUGUGUAGUUCAGUAUAGCACAUUGCAUGGGAUGGCCACAAGCCCAAUGGUUGUGUGUGGGUCCAGAGAGAGCUGCUGUGUUUGAAAGACCUACCACCCCCACCCCAUCUUACUGUUGUAGAACAGGAACUAAGAGGAUUCCUCAAAUAACAAGCAAAGAGACUUUCCUGGUGUUUCCAGUUAGCAAAGGAGAAUCUCGGUGCAGUCAGAAGAAUAAUGCUGUCUGGGAUAAGAUAAAAUCAGUACAU